Molecule: messenger RNA, 3808 nt
Organism: Sinocyclocheilus anshuiensis
Lineage: Eukaryota; Metazoa; Chordata; Actinopteri; Cypriniformes; Cyprinidae
Gene: adarb1b
Product: adenosine deaminase RNA specific B1b
Exons: 11
Coding region: 136-2277 (713 amino acids)
Biological process (GO): adenosine to inosine editing; RNA processing
Cellular component (GO): cytoplasm; nucleolus
Molecular function (GO): tRNA-specific adenosine deaminase activity; double-stranded RNA binding; double-stranded RNA adenosine deaminase activity
Source: RefSeq, a predicted model, not a curated record
AAGUGGAGACUCACAGCAGGAAGAUCUUGUUCAAGGCUGUAAGAGAUUGGAGCAACAUCCGCUGCUUUAUAAUAGCAGGUUGGGUGAUCAAGCAGUAGUGCAGCUCUGACAGCCAGUGGAAACCCAGGUGUGGCCAUGGCUCAGCAAGCGCAGGGCCAGUCGAGGCGUUUCACCACCAUGGAUGUUGAUGAGGAGGAGAACAUGAGUUCAUGCAGCACCGACGUAAAGGAAAACCGCAACCUGGACAACGUCUCUUCUAAGGAGGGAGCUGGCCUGGUGGAGCAGCUCCCUAAUGGUAGUGGAGGAGGGGGUCGCAAGCGGCCCCUGGAGGAGGGCAACAAUGGUCACGCACACUCCAAAUUCAGACCCAAGAAACGUAAGAAAACACUAGGGCCGGUUCUGCCCAAGAACGCCCUGAUGCAGCUGAAUGAGAUCAAACCGGGUUUGCAGUACAAGCUGCUCUCGCAGACCGGCCCGGUCCAUGCGCCGGUCUUCGUCAUGACCGUUGAGGUUAACGGUCAGUUGUUCGAGGGCUCGGGGCCUACGAAGAAAAAGGCCAAGUUGAACGCCGCCGAGAAGGCGCUGCGCUCCUUUGUGCAGUUCCCAAACGCGUCCGAGGCGCACCUGGCCAUGGGCCGUACGCUCACCGUCAACACGGAUUUCACCUCCGACCAGGCUGACUUCCCUGACAUGCUCUUCAACGGGUUUGAGACGCCGGCAUCGUCCGAGGAAACGUUUUUUCUGGGCUCCAACAGCAACGGCUCCUUAAAACCGCUGGGAGAGUAUCCCGUGCCCCAGGCGCUAGGUGCGAACAGCCUUAUGCAGGCGCCAUUGCCGCCGCCCUCCUCCUUCACCUCCUCGACCAGCGGCAAAAACCCUGUCAUGAUUCUCAACGAGCUGCGGCCGGGCCUCAAAUACGAGUUUGUGUCGGAGAGCGGGGAGAGCCACGCUAAGAACUUUGUGAUGUCGGUGACCGUGGACUCGCAGACGUUUGAGGGCUCAGGCCGAAAUAAGAAACUUGCUAAAGCUCGGGCUGCCCAAGCCGCUCUGUCAGCGCUCUUCAACAUGCAACUGGACCAGACCCCAUCACGCCAACCCAUCCCGAGAGAGGGGCUACAGCUGCACCUGCCUCAAGUCCUUGCAGAUGCUGUUUCUCGUCUGGUAGUGGACAAAUUCAGCGAGCUCACUGACAACUUCACGUCUCCACACGCACGACGGAAAGUUCUGGCUGGUGUUGUCAUGACAACAGGCACUGAUGUCAAGGACGCUCAGGUCAUCUGCGUCUCCACGGGAACCAAGUGUAUAAACGGCGAGUAUAUGAGCGACCGUGGCCUGGCGCUCAACGACUGUCACGCUGAAAUCAUUGCUCGUCGCUCCCUGAUUAGGUAUCUCUACAUGCAGCUGGAGCACUUCUUAAGUAACAAUAAAGAGGAGCAUCAAAAGUCCAUAUUCACGCAGUGUGACAAACGUGGCUACCGGCUGAAAGACAAUGUCCAGUUUCAUCUUUACAUCAGCACAUCGCCUUGCGGAGACGCCCGGAUCUUCUCUCCACACGAGGCGGGUGUAGAGGACCAAGGAGACAGACACCCAAACAGGAAGGCAAGGGGUCAACUGAGGACCAAGAUCGAGUCUGGAGAGGGAACCAUCCCGGUGCGCUCUAGUAACACCAUACAGACGUGGGACGGAGUUCUGCAGGGCGAGAGGCUGCUUACGAUGUCAUGCAGUGACAAAAUCGCAAGGUGGAACGUGGUGGGCAUCCAGGGCUCUCUGAUGAGCUACUUCACUGAGCCCAUCUACUUCUCCAGCAUCAUCCUGGGCAGCCUGUAUCACGCUGAUCAUCUCUCCAGAGCCAUGUACCAGCGGAUCGCUGACAUCGAAGACCUGCCCCAGCAAUUCUCCCUCAACCGCCCUCUGCUCAGCGGAAUCAGUAACGCUGAGGCCCGGCAGCCGGGAAAGGCUCCUAACUUCAGUGUGAACUGGACGGUGGGAGAUCAGGCUCUAGAAGUCAUUAACGCCACCACAGGCAAGGAUGACAUGGGCAGAGCCUCACGUCUCUGUAAGCACGCCCUAUACAGCCGCUGGGUUCGACUACACUCUAAGCUUUCAUCAACUCUGCUAAUCAAAGUGCCCAAGCCCAGCUCGUACCACGAAGCCAAACAAGCAGUGUUGGAGUACCAUACGGCCAAGCAAACGCUCAUCAAGGCCUUUCACAAAGCGGGCUUGGGCGCCUGGGUGAAAAAACCCAUAGAACAGGACCAGUUCUCGCUGAACUCUUGAAAAGGGAACAUAAAAAGACCAGGACAUGACAACAACCAGCUGUUAAUACUUCACUUGAUGUGAGGGGAUGUGUGUGUGUGUGUGUGUGUGUGUGUGUGUGUGUGUGUGUGUGUGUGUGUGUGAUGCUGUUUGUUCUCAGACAAACCAAGAGCCCUUUACUGUCUGUCAUUUUGCUCUCUUUGUGUGAAUCAUGACACUGCCUUUUUAAUUUGUAAUGUAGAAGCAGACUGUCAUCUAACGUAUGUUUGUUUUUAGUUAGCGGCAUUAGCCUUUAGCAGAUAACAGGACGUAAUGUCAUUUGUAACUGGAAAAAUUUUCUUUUUAUUAUUUCUUUUUUUGUGAGAGAGGGUUGUUCCGACAAAGCCUUGAUGCCGUAAACGUGCAUGUUACGUGGCUUCAGGUCGACCACACCGCUGUGCGCACGGGUCUGAAGGUUUCCUGGUCCAGCCUACCAAAAUGCUGGCUCACCUUUUUGAGCAUGGUUCUCCUUGAUAUGCAAAACAUAAGCAUAUUUAUAUUUUUUAUUCCAUUGCCUCCAGAUUUUAGAAGGGGAAGAAAUUCUAUCACAUAGAUCAUAACUAUACAGCAUGGUCCCUUUAGAUAGACAAACUUAUUUUGUCAGGACUUUAGUGUAGAAUUAGCGUAUGCCGUCUUUCUAGUCAAAAUAGAUUUCAGAUUUGAAUUUAACCUCAGAGGGAAACUUUAAUUUUUGCAAAUGGUUCCUUGAGAGCUAUGUAAGCUGUAUUCCCAAACGGUUAUUUUAAUUGGAAGAUGGAGUAGUUUCAUGGAUGCAACCAAAGUGCAUUGACGUUAUUAAACAAUGUGUCGUGGCUGUUUAAAUUUCUCAGAGGUCUUAAAUGCAUGUGCGAAUUACAUAAGGCUCACAAAGAAUGCCCUUUAUUCUGGGUUAAAUACUUUACUGGCCUAUAAUGCAGCAUUUUAGAAGCCCUACUUUUUAGGUGUCUGCACUAUAUUGACUUUAAGCUGCAUGGAGUCCAUUGGAUCACUCAAACCAAAUGGCAGAUUUCCCAGUGAACCUGAUCUGCUAAUGUGAUCGAGUUAUGUAAAAGGAAUAGUUCAUCCAAAUAUGAAAAUUCACCCUUAUUUUGUUCCAAGCUCCAUAGGACUUCCAAAUUGUCUAAAGCUUCGCAUGAGGAAGAGACCAAACCCAGAAUCAUUAUGAAUUUGAAUGUUGGUGAGUCUAUUUCUGGUUGAACUCUUCCUUCAACAUUCAAGCUGCAUUUAGUCACUGCAGGUUUGAGAGCAGGGCAUCAUGGGAGUUCUUCAAGAUGGCAGAAUGGUCUGAAAAAUGCACGUUUAUUAUUGACAAAAGUCAUCUCUGCAUGCGGAAGCAAGAGUUUGCAGAGGCGACUCUGACUUUUACUUUAUCCUUGCGUCUUGUUUGAGGAUUUUUUUAUUUCCUGCAUAGACCUGAAUGCCUACAUUCCUCCUCAGAGACGCUUCUGUAAGACUGAAUUCAGCUGUGUCCUUGAGGAUGAGGUUUCCCCUCUGCAGACUUGUGCUGUAGGAA